AUGGACAUGAAAAACAACAUUGAUUGCUACCUACGUGACGGCUUGCCUCCAGACAACGGAAACAACAACGAAACGCCAGAUCACCGGCAGUACAAACACGCCUCCCAUGACAUGAGCAGCCACCACUUGAGGUGGGAGGCCGAAACGCCAGGUCACCGGCAUUUCGUGUCUCCUCAUCGGGGACCGCCUCGGGGAUUUGUCGAAAGUGAGGAGAUGGUGGUGAGAAUUGCAGUACAAACACGCCUCCCACCUCUAAUGGCGGCUGUUUAUGUCAUGGGAGGCGUGUUUGUACUGCAAUUCUCACCACCAUCUCCUGACUUUCGACAAAUCCCCGAGGCGGUCCCCGGUGCUGUCUCAAGAAUGCAACAGCAGCAGCUCUCCACCGGGCCCACUAUCUGGACUGACAGGAGACACGAAAUGCCGGUGACCUGGCGUUUCGGCCUCCCACCUCAAAUGGCGGCUGUUCAUGUCAUGGGAGGCGUGCUGUGCUGCCGGCCAAGCCCGUUCGACCCGCGUCCUGGCCCUGCCACAAACAGGUCAAACCCGUUCGGCCCACUUCCUGGUCCCGCCACAACCCCCUCGCCCGGCAACAAUCUUUUUGGGGUGCCUCCUUUCGGGACGCCGUCACCCCCUCCCAUCGGCAACCCAUUUGCCGAGAUCGGCCACAACGAAGUGACCGACUGUUACUACCCUGGUCGGUUCGUUCCGCGUCCGCAGGGCUUCAACCCUGACUGCUGCCAUGCAGACAGCGACUCCGACAGAGACGACUCCAACUAUGCGGAUUGGAACCAAAUCCUCCUAGGCCAAGAUAUCGGGGACAGAUCCGAGUCUCUCCCAGCCUCUUGCCAAGGGCGAGGUCUGCACACUGACGCUGAGCUUGCUCUCUUGCAUGCUUAUUACAAUGAGCUCCUACCCGAGGCUGAGGCCGAGGGGGAUGGAGGCGGUUGCAAUGGGUGUGGUUGUAUCGGGGCCACGGGAAUUAGCAAAGGGGUUGGGAGCUGCGGAUUGGUCCGUCUCGGGGUAGGAGAGGCUGCUGGUCUCCAGCAGCAGGUCAAGGGCGGGUCUUCGGGAGAUCCCGACAUCAAGCAUCUCACGAAAGGCAACAUCCCUUUUGGCUUCGCUCAUGGUUGA
Molecule: messenger RNA, 1131 nt
Organism: Penicillium bovifimosum
Lineage: Eukaryota; Fungi; Ascomycota; Eurotiomycetes; Eurotiales; Aspergillaceae
Exons: 4
Coding region: 1-1131 (376 amino acids)
Source: RefSeq, a predicted model, not a curated record